Prorocentrum cordatum is the source of this 2165-nucleotide messenger RNA. The record is from the annotation of a GenBank genome assembly. Lineage: Eukaryota; Dinophyceae; Prorocentrales; Prorocentraceae.
CAGUUUUUGGCUGAAACAGAUUGCCCCGAGGGUGCAUUGCCACGCGCGCGCGCGCCGCAGUACUUCGGCGCGCCCUGACCGUGGAGCAGCAGGUGCACUUCGGGUUCUCGCACCAACAUGCUGACGAAGGCAGACAGCAGGUGCUUCAAAGACGAGCGGAUGUCGGGGGAGGUGGACGAGCUCGUUGGAUGGACCACCGAAGAUUUCGAGGUCGCGAUGCGAGAGGCAGCUGCGCGGGAGGAGUGCGCCACUGUCGGCGAGGCUGGUGGGAAGGCCACGGCGGCGGCAUCCUGCAAGCUCUUCGUGGGCGGCCUCUCGGCUCAGACGAGCACGGAGGCCCUCCGCGCGCACUUCUCGAAGUACGGCUGGCUAGUCGACGCGGUGGCCAUGUCGAAGGCCGGGCGCCCGCGAGGGUUCGGCUUCGUGACGUACGACUCGCCCGGCCCUGCGGCCAUGGCACUCGUGGAGCCGCAGUGGCUGGACGGCCGCCUCGUGGACGUGAAGCGCGCGGUGCCUGGCGAGCGGACCCCAGAGCGAGCAUCGAGCAAGGUUUUCGUCGGCGGCUUGUCCCAGGACGUCACCACCGAUGACCUCAGGGCCUACUUCGGCGCCUACAGCCCCGUGGCUGACGCGGUGGUGAUGGUGGACCGGCGCACGAGCCGCUCCCGCGGCUUCGGCUUUGUCCGCUUCGGCAGUGGUGCCCAGGGUUCUGCCGCGGCGGAGGCGGUCCUCCUGGACUCCCCGAAGCACCGCCUCGCGGGCAAGUGGGUCGAGGUGAAGCGGGCCACGCCCGCCGCCGCUCUCCAGGAGCUGUCGCCCACGACAGCGUCCGACGGCGCCGGCAGCCCCGCGUCCCUGGCGAUGAUGGAGGCCUCGGCCGCCUACAUGAUGGACGUUCUCGCGUGGCCCGACGCCUUCGCCGGCGCCGGCUUCCCUAGCGGCGUGCAGGCCGCGUCGCCGUUGUGGGGCGCGGGCCGCGGACACACGCGUGGCCGCCGCGGCCGCCGCCGCAAGGGCAGGAUGGGCGGGGACGCCGGCGAUGGCAGCGACCGCGGCGAGGGCGAGCAGCAGAUGAUCUACUGCGACAGUCCCUGCGGCCACGGCUCUGCCAGCGGCUCGCCCUUCGGCAACUCGCUGUCAGGCCUCGACCUGCCCCCUGGGCUGCCUGUCAGCCCCGCGGCGGCGGUGGUCGCGGCAGGCCGAGCCUUCCAGGCUGCGUCCCUGGGGGCCCCGCUGGCGCCCCUCGGACUGGAUCAGCUCUGCUUCGACAUGAGCCCCGCCUCCAUGGCAGGGCGCCUUGGCGUCAUGGGCGGCGUGCACCAGACCAACGGCUUCGGUGACCUCGGCGGCCUCCGCGCCGCCGCGGCCAAGCUCUCGCAGGGCGACUCGGAGAACAACGCGAGCCGCGCCAACCGCGCCGCCACACCACCGCGUUGCCCCCAUGGCAGCCCAGGGCCUAACGCCUCGCCCAUGAAGGUGACCUGCAGCGACGACUUUUCUGGACUGCUCCCCGGACGGCGCUCGGGCAAGAAUGUGACCACGCAAGGCCUGCCCUCGUGGCCGUGUGCACAGUGAGCCGCCGCAUGCCGCGCUGCGGGAGCAGCAGCGUGUCCAGAAAGCCCUCGCUUCAGGACGGCGCCCCGCGCGCGAGCGCGCCGCGGCCCCAGGGGUUGCAGGCUGCGCUGCGCCAGUGCACAAUCACCCUUCGGGAGUCCGAAAGCCUAGGCAGGUUGCACACUUUCAGAGUUCCACCCUGCGCUCAUCAGCAGCGCUCAUAGGCGUGUGGCAACGCUGCCUCCCUCUCCCCACCCCCUUGCGCGCGCCGCCACUUCAGGUGCAGCUGCUAAUUAUACGUUCAAGGUGCAUUAUAUCCUGCGACGUGACGUGAGACUCAAGGGGGGGUCUCGGUCGCACGUCGCGUGCAGCGUGAUGCUAGCAGCGGCAGUCGCGGUCCUGGUUGUGACAGCCGGGCCCUGCACGCGUGCGCGGGCAUCUUUGAGCAUUACUCUGCAAUGCUUAAUUAGUACGUAAUCAGCGCUGGUGGCAAGCGGACCCUGUAGGGCUAGUGAAAAGGGCCGAAGCCGCCACCGCGUUGUUUUAGUAGGUGCGGCGUAGUGCCGCGCACGAUGAGUGCCAUUGGAAGAGGAGGCGCAGCAGGAAGAGAA